GACAAGACGCAAUGGAGUACUCCAUCAAAUACGACAAACCCGAGUCACUGAAACAGUACAUGAGCUCAGGGAAGACAAAAGAGGAACUAGAGGAAUGCUUCAUGAAUAAAGAGCAGGCCAAAAGAGAGGCAGCUGAGAAGGAAAAGGAUCCUCUUGAGCAAAAGUUUAAAGAGCUGCUGCAAAUGUUAGAGGACCAAGAAAGAGCCUUCAAGGGAUUUAGAGUCAAAAUCACAGACGAGAUGAGAGAAAGAGACAACCUUCUGAGAAAGAUGAAUGAGAGGAUUCAGAUGCUGGAGAUCUUAAGAAAAAUAACAGAAGAACAAGAGGAACACUACAUGAAGAAAGAAGAGUGUGCCAAAAGAGAGGCAGCUGAGAGGGAAAAAGACCCUUCUGAGCAAAAGGUUAAAGAGCUGUGGCAAAAGUUGGAGGACCAAAGGAGACUCUUGGAGGGAUUAAGAGCCAAAAUGACAGAGGAGAUAAGAGAAAGAGAGAAGACCUCAGCAGGUACAGGGGAGGGUUCUGCCCACAGUGGGGUGGGUAGCCGCCUGCAGUGCCCUGUGAGGCUGGGACAGGAGGAACUUCCUGAGACAGGGACCUCCUUCUCCUUCCCUGAACACACUCUGCUACACGUGAAAACAACAAGGCAAGCUGGUGUAGGUCCACCCAGGCAGCCAGGGCUGUUCCUAGCACAUUUCCAAAACUGCCCUUGA
This is a messenger RNA of Balaenoptera acutorostrata (minke whale), 710 nucleotides long. RefSeq lists its product as uncharacterized. The coding region runs from base 12 to 710 and encodes 232 amino acids. The record is from RefSeq and is a predicted model, not a curated record. Lineage: Eukaryota; Metazoa; Chordata; Mammalia; Artiodactyla; Balaenopteridae. The transcript is spliced from 5 exons.